This is a messenger RNA of Neogale vison (American mink), 843 nucleotides long. RefSeq names its product natural killer cells antigen CD94-like. Bases 1 to 843 code for a protein of 280 amino acids. The transcript is spliced from 8 exons. Lineage: Eukaryota; Metazoa; Chordata; Mammalia; Carnivora; Mustelidae. The record is from RefSeq and is a predicted model, not a curated record.
AUGUCCAAUGCUUCAGACUCUGAGCUGCCUCCAGAAACCACAGAGCAGACAGAGACAAUACCUAUCGCGGACUUGGAACCAUCUCCUGACCUUCCUCCCUCUCCUCCUUCUCCUCUUCCUCCUCCUCCAGAGCAGGAAUGGAGCCCAGUUUCUGAGCCUACCAGGAUAAAUGCUUCCUCUUUUUCCUUUACUCUGCAAGGAAUCGUUCCUGUGAUCGUGGGAAUCUUCACCCUGCUGCUCUUGAUGUUGUGUGGGUUCUUUGGAUAUCAGUACUUUCACACUGCUGAGGCAUCAGCAACCGAGAUGAAGAUCUUGAACGAAUGGAUUGAGUCUUUACAAAACAAAACCGAAAAUUUCCUAAAGAUCCAAAAAGUUCUUGACCGAAACAAAGAAACCCUAGAGUGGCUCCAGAGCCAGAAGGAUUAUCUCAUUGAGGCUUUACACAAACUAAAGGAAAAACAAGGAGUCGAGUGUGGACGUCUUCUGAAGCACUGGGUUCAGUACAAAGACCACUGCUACCAUCAAACCAUGGAAAUGGUUUCUUGGUUAAACUGUUCUGAUCUGUGUGUCUCUUUGAAUGCUACAUUUUUUAAGACAGAAGGGAGUAGAUUGGAGAAUAUCAUGAAAUUAAUUACAGUAAAUCAUACUUGGCUUGGCCUGUCUUACAAGGAGGAGGACAAUAAAUGGAAGUGGGAGGAUGGCUCCUCUCCUUCUCCUGAGCUGGGUUUGCCAGAGCCAAGUCUGGAUUUCCAGGGAAAAUGUGUGUAUGUAAAUUCACACACUGUUGGUACUGAUAACUGCACUAAGUACUCUUCAUGCUUGUGUGAGAAGAGUGUCCUCUAA